Molecule: messenger RNA, 1369 nt
Organism: Euleptes europaea (tarantolino)
Lineage: Eukaryota; Metazoa; Chordata; Lepidosauria; Squamata; Sphaerodactylidae
Gene: TUBG1
Product: tubulin gamma 1
Exons: 11
Coding region: 8-1363 (451 amino acids)
Biological process (GO): microtubule nucleation; meiotic spindle organization; mitotic sister chromatid segregation
Cellular component (GO): nucleus; cytoplasm; microtubule
Molecular function (GO): structural constituent of cytoskeleton; GTP binding
Source: RefSeq, a predicted model, not a curated record
CGUCGCCAUGCCCAGGGAGAUCAUCACCUUGCAGCUGGGCCAGUGCGGCAACCAGAUCGGCUUCGAGUUCUGGAAGCAGCUGUGCGCCGAGCACGGCAUCAGCCCCGAGGGCAUCGUGGAGGAGUUCGCCACGGAAGGCACCGACCGCAAGGACGUCUUCUUCUACCAGGCAGAUGAUGAGCACUAUAUCCCACGAGCUGUUCUCCUGGACCUGGAGCCACGAGUCAUUCAUUCCAUCCUGAACUCCCCAUAUGCAAAGCUGUACAACCCAGAGAACAUCUACCUGUCUGAGCAUGGUGGUGGGGCUGGGAACAACUGGGCCAGUGGCUUUUCCCAGGGUGAAAAGAUCCAUGAAGAUAUCUUUGACAUUAUAGACCGAGAAGCUGAUGGCAGUGACAGUUUAGAGGGCUUUGUGCUGUGCCAUUCCAUCGCAGGUGGGACUGGAUCAGGCUUAGGCUCUUAUCUGCUUGAGAGAUUGAAUGACAGGUACCCCAAGAAACUGGUGCAGACGUAUUCGGUCUUCCCCAACCAAGACGAGAUGAGUGAUGUGGUGGUGCAGCCAUACAACUCUCUCUUGACACUCAAACGGCUGACCCAGAACGCUGAUUGUGUGGUGGUUCUAGACAACACUGCUCUGAAUCGCAUCGCCACUGACAGACUACACAUCCAGAACCCCACUUUCUCCCAGAUCAACCAGCUGGUCUCCACCAUUAUGUCUGCCAGCACGACCACCUUGCGUUAUCCCGGCUACAUGAAUAACGAUCUGAUUGGGCUCAUUGCCUCCCUCAUCCCUACCCCCAGGUUGCACUUCCUGAUCACAGGGUACACGCCCCUCACCACGGACCAGGCUGUGGCCAGUGUGCGCAAAACCACCGUCCUUGAUGUCAUGCGGAGACUUCUGCAACCCAAGAAUGUCAUGGUCUCCAUGGGGCGUGAUCGACAGACAAACCACUGCUACAUUGCUAUCCUCAACAUAAUCCAGGGGGAAGUGGACCCCACCCAGGUCCAUAAGAGCUUGCAGCGGAUUCGGGAACGGAAGCUGGCCAAUUUCAUCCCUUGGGGCCCAGCCAGCAUCCAAGUGGCGCUUUCCAGGAAGUCUCCGUACUUACCUUCAGCUCACAGGGUCAGUGGUCUGAUGAUGGCCAAUCACACCAACAUUUCCUCGCUCUUUGAACGCACCUGCCAUCAGUAUGACAAACUCCGCAAGCGUGAAGCCUUCCUGGAGCAAUUCCGCAAGGAAGACAUAUUCAAAGAGAACUUUGAUGAACUUGAUGACUCCCGCAAGGUUGUCCAGGAGCUGAUUGACGAAUACCACGCUGCCACUCGGCCUGACUACAUCUCCUGGGGCACGCAAGAGCAGUGAGCAGGC